Messenger RNA from Polypterus senegalus (gray bichir), 2075 nucleotides. RefSeq names its product ICOS ligand-like. NCBI's taxonomy places the organism in Eukaryota, Metazoa, Chordata, Cladistia, Polypteriformes, Polypteridae. Bases 94 to 1065 code for a protein of 323 amino acids. Gene Ontology annotation, cellular component: external side of plasma membrane. The transcript has 7 exons. Gene Ontology annotation, biological process: negative regulation of T cell proliferation; immune response; T cell costimulation. The record is from RefSeq and is a predicted model, not a curated record.
AAGGCGCAAACUUUCGCUUUUAUUUAUUUUUAUAAAGUUUACUCAAGACCCCGAUCUGUCGGAGGGCGGGCUCGCUAGCGUGACGGAUGAGAAAUGGCAUGCAUUUGGAUGAAGCUCUGUCCUCUUCUGUUAUCACUCGUUUGUGUCUCAGCUGACGAAUGCCUUACUGCCAGCAUUGGGAAGACGGUGCAAAUUCCCUGCUUUGUGAAAACUAACGAGUCCUUAAAGGCAGAAAACAUUUCAGUGGAGUGGACAACAAGUGAAGGUCUCAUCAUUCAUUCCUUUGUCACAGGAAAGGAUGAUCUGACAAAUCAAGACUCCCGGUUCAAAGGCCGAACGCAGCUCUUCAGUUCUGGAGUGUCACGUGGUGACCUCUCGUUGAGCCUGUUAAACGUGUCAGUCGAUGAUGAAGGGACAUUUAAGUGCAGUUACUACGACAGCAGUAUCGGGGAUGACAACAGCAGAGAUCUGUCUAAGCACUGCCUUCAAGUCGCAGAUCAUUACUCUGUCCCGAUUGUUUAUGGGCCACCUGCUGGGUUAAAUAAGAGUGAAGUCAACUUCACCUGCAAGUCUAUGGGGGGACACCCUGAGCCAAAGGUGCGGUGGUCAGUGAAUAAUAAGCCACUGGAGGACUCAAGACGAGUGACGACAACACCGAGCAGAGACAGCAGGGGGCGUUACAAUGUGACCAGCGUCCUAACUGUGAAUGUGACAAGAGACGUGUCUGUGACCUGCACUGUCGAGAAUGAGAGACUGAGAGAGCAGAGGACGUCAGCUGAAAUUCAGUAUCGGAUUAACGACCACGAGUCAGUGCAAGACCACGCUAAUGCAACAAAUGUGGUGAUCAAAGUGGUGGUGAUGGGACUGCUGAUUGUGGGGUUUGUGGCUCUGAUUUUAUGGAUUAAGAAGACGUGUCAAAGCCAUGCAAGACCUGGAAACAAUAAUGCCAAUCAAGGAAGAAUAAACAACGAACAAGAUGAAGCUCAAAGUUCAAAGCCGAAGAUACAUCUGGAUGUGACAGUUCUUCACCAAUCCUUAGAAGCACUGCAGUACAAACUGAUUUGAACAAACCGUGAAGUCUGACUGGAAGACGAAACUGCCAACGCUUCAUUUUGACUUUUGCAUAGUAAUGUCAUUUAAUAUGUGUUUCAGUUUCUUUUACCUCUUUUGCUGACAAUUAAUGUCUGUUCAGUCUUCACUGUGAACCUUUUUUAUAAUGGUGAGAUCUUACAGUAUAUUCACUGUGAAAAAUGUGAGGGAAAUCAGAGCUAAACUGAAUAACAGGCUACAUCCGCAGCACAUAAGGUCUGUACAGUGGUGGACCACAACGAUUUACUUGGCCACGUCCACCAUACAGUGAACCGCGACCGUUAAAUGUGUAGACAAACUGCUGACAACUAGAAAACCAACACUCGGCAGGAAUAUUCCAUCUUAAUGUAAAGCCGACGUGUACACUUGGUGCUCAUAAGAAGUAACCGAGGCUAAGCUUAUAUCAAGUGUAAUUAGUUACAAUUAGAAUUGGGAUUUCCUCUUUCCUUUGUGUAUUAAGAACGCAGCAUUGCUUAUCGUGUGAUUGUCCUAAUGCAUCUGCCAUAGCUGUAAAUGCAGAUUUUCCUGUGUUUACUCAACAAACCAAGAGUAGUGAUGAUGAAGGCGCACUUGCUCUCAUGUAUAUAAUGUGCUAACACUAACUUGCUGCCUACGGUUUGUGAGGGAACAGUAAUAGAAGUUUGGUAUGAAAGAGCUCAUACGUUCAUUAUUAGGCUUAUAAACCAAAAUUGGAGACUGCAGGUGGAGCUCAAGUCAAUAAACGGAAGCCAUUCAUAGGACUUUACGGGUCUAGGGUGUAGCCAUGUGUGUGCCAGCACGUGCCCAUACCUCCUUGCUUUAUUGUGUUGUCAGAUCACAUGUGAUGCGCACCCACCUAACACAAACCUCCUAGGAGAUAGACGGGAGGGAAUGUCAAAAACCAGACAGACACCCGAUACCUGUAAAAGUACAAUACUAUUUACAUAUACAAUUUAUUUUUGUAUAGCCCAAAAUCACACAAGUAGUGCCACAAUGGGCUUUAACAG